Messenger RNA from Osmerus eperlanus (European smelt), 1584 nucleotides. RefSeq names its product eukaryotic translation initiation factor 2B, subunit 1 alpha (gene eif2b1). Gene Ontology annotation, cellular component: eukaryotic translation initiation factor 2B complex. Gene Ontology annotation, molecular function: translation initiation factor activity; guanyl-nucleotide exchange factor activity. Gene Ontology annotation, biological process: translational initiation. The transcript has 9 exons. Bases 442 to 1527 code for a protein of 361 amino acids. NCBI's taxonomy places the organism in Eukaryota, Metazoa, Chordata, Actinopteri, Osmeriformes, Osmeridae. The record is from RefSeq and is a predicted model, not a curated record.
GUAUGCAAACAGAUGGAUAAAUUCGAUUAGAUUUAAAGUGCAUUUAGAGUCUUACAAAACACUCGUGGUGUUUCCUACUAUAAGAAGCCGAAAACAAAAACAUUCUAACAUUAACCACGUUUUGGAAAAUUCCAUUUGGAGAGCUACAUCCUUUUUCGGGGUUUGCAGACAGUCACGUGUAGACGGUGCUGUUGCGUCAUCCAAUUGCGACGGGAGAUGAUGACAGUAAAGCGAAACGUGAAUAGUUGUUUUAAUUCCUCGUGCAUAUUAUCCAGUGGCCUAUACAGUUAUCAAGUUAAUUUGUCUUCUGUCAAUCAUUGAAGACACUAACUUUGUAUACUGCUGUUGAAUAUAAUUGAGUAACAGCUUUGAGCUAUCAAUUUACUUAACCUGUUUAGUUUGGUUGUGGACAGGUGUAACCUGCACAUUCAUUCAAAUAAAAUGAACGAAGCAGAGUUGGUGGAGUACUUCAGGACUCAGAUGAGAACUGACCCAGACAUGGCUUCUGCUGUAGCUGCCAUACGAACCUUAUUGGAGUUUCUCAAGAGAGACAAAGGAGAGACGAUCCAGGGUCUGAGGGAGAGUUUGAAGGGGGCGACAGACUGUCUGACUGCGGUGGACUCGUCCGUGGCUGUGUCCUCUGGCGGGGAACUGUUCCUCCGCUUCAUCAGCCUGACGUCUCUGGAACACGAGUUACAUAAUAGAAACCAAACUAAAAAGCACACGCACACCAGAUUGACACGCCCUCUUGGUUGUUUGGCACACGUCUGGACAUCCAGCUCAGAGAGGCAGACACACAGGGCCAGCCCUGCCGUCAAGACCCAGGCUGGGUCCUGGCUCAGGGCCUCAUCUCCAUCUUGUUUACCUCAGGAUCUGUCACGCUGCAAGAAGGUGAUGGAGGAGAGAGGAGAGCUGUUCUUGGAGAAGAUCUCGCAAUCCAGAAGCAAGGUGGCCAAACUCUGCCACACUUUCAUCAAAGACGGGGCGAAAAUCCUGACCCACUCGUCCUCCAGGGUGGUGCUGCGGGUGCUGGAGAAGGCUGCAGCUGAGAAGAAGCGCUUCUCUGUUUAUGUCACAGAGUCCCAGCCAGACACAGCAGGGUGGCAGAUGGCAGAAGCCUUAAGAAAACUCAACGUUCCCGUGACCGUAGUUUUAGAUGCUGCCGUGGGGUAUGUCUUAGAGAAGGUGGACCUGGUCAUCGUCGGUGCGGAAGGAGUCGUGGAGAGCGGAGGCAUCAUCAACAAAAUUGGCACCUAUCAGAUGGCUCUGUGCUCCAAAGCCCACAACAAGCCCUUCUACGUCGUAGCGGAGAGCUUCAAGUUCGUCCGCCUGUACCCCCUCAACCAGCAAGACGUCCCAGACAGAUUCAAGUACAAGGCGGACACACUGAGGACCGUCCAGAAUCUGUCAGAGGAGCACCCCAUGACGGACUACACCCCGCCCUCCCUCAUCACCCUCCUCUUCACCGACCUGGGGGUCCUCACCCCAUCUGCUGUCAGUGACGAACUCAUCAAGCUUUAUUUAUAACUGCCUCGCGACAUCGAAAUAAAAUAAAUUGAAAGAGAAGGGUUGUAAAAACAUGUU